AUGAACUUCCAGGCGGGCGGGGGCCAGAGCCCGCAGCAGCAGCCCAGCCUGGCGGCGCCGGGCGGCGGCGGCGGCGGCGGCGGGGGCCCGGGCUCCGGGGGCGGCGGCGGCCCGUCGCAGCAGCUCGCGGGCGGCCCCCCGCAGCAGUUCGCGCUCUCCAACUCGGCGGCCAUCCGGGCCGAGAUCCAGCGCUUCGAGUCCGUGCAUCCCAACAUCUACGCCAUCUACGACCUGAUCGAGCGCAUGGAGGACCUGGCGCUGCAGAACCAGAUCCGGGAGCACGUCAUCUCCAUCGAGGACUCCUUUGUGAACAGCCAGGAGUGGACCCUGAGCCGCUCGGUGCCAGAGCUUAAAGUGGGCAUUGUGGGGAACCUGUCUAGUGGGAAGUCAGCCCUCGUGCACCGUUAUCUGACGGGGACCUACGUCCAGGAGGAGUCCCCCGAAGGGGGCCGGUUUAAGAAGGAGAUUGUGGUGGACGGCCAGAGCUACUUGCUGCUGAUCCGGGACGAAGGAGGCCCGCCUGAGCUCCAGUUCGCUGCCUGGGUGGACGCGGUGGUGUUUGUGUUCAGCCUGGAGGACGAGAUCAGCUUCCAGACGGUGUACAACUAUUUCCUGCGCCUCUGCAGCUUCCGCAACGCCAGCGAGGUGCCCAUGGUGCUGGUGGGCACGCAGGAUGCCAUCAGUGCUGCGAACCCCCGGGUCAUCGAUGACAGCCGGGCCCGCAAGCUGUCCACGGACCUGAAGCGCUGCACCUACUACGAGACGUGCGCCACCUACGGGCUCAAUGUGGAGCGCGUCUUCCAGGACGUGGCCCAGAAGGUGGUGGCUUUGCGGAAGAAGCAGCAGCUGGCCAUCGGGCCCUGCAAGUCACUGCCCAACUCCCCCAGCCACUCGGCCGUGUCCGCCGCCUCCAUCCCGUCCGUGCACAUCAACCAGGCCACGAAUGGCGGCAGCAGCGCGUUCAGCGACUACUCGUCCUCAGUCCCCUCCACCCCCAGCAUCAGCCAGCGGGAGCUGCGCAUCGAGACCAUCGCUGCCUCCUCCACCCCCACACCCAUCCGCAAGCAGUCCAAGCGGCGUUCCAACAUCUUCACGUCCCGGAAGGGUGCCGACCUGGAGCGGGAGAAGAAGGCCGCCGAGUGCAAGGUGGACAGCAUCGGGAGCGGCCGGGCCAUCCCCAUCAAACAGGGCAUCCUGCUGAAGCGGAGCGGCAAGUCCCUGAACAAGGAGUGGAAGAAGAAGUACGUGACGCUCUGUGACAACGGGCUGCUCACCUACCACCCCAGCCUGCACGAUUACAUGCAGAACAUCCACGGCAAGGAGAUUGACCUGCUGCGGACAACAGUGAAAGUACCAGGGAAGCGCCUGCCCCGAGCCACGCCAGCCACAGCCCCCGGCACCAGCCCCCGGGCCAACGGGCUGGCCUUGGAUCGGAGCAACACGCAGCUGGGUGGGGGCCCAGGCGCCCCCCACUCGGCCAGCAGUCUGGCCUGGGCUGGCCUGCGUCCCGAGGGGCUGCACCAGCGCUCCUGCUCCGUUUCCAGUGCCGACCAGUGGAGUGAGGCUGCUGCCCUGCCCCCAGCCAGUGGCUCAGCUGAGGUGCUCGGUUCCAGCCCCAAGCUGGAGCCUCCCCCAUCUCCCCACUCCAACCGGAAGAAGCACCGGAGGAAAAAGAGCACCGGGACCCCCCGACCAGAUGGCCCCAGCAGUGCUGCCGAAGAGGCGGAAGAGUCCUUUGAAUUUGUCGUGGUGUCCCUCACCGGGCAGACGUGGCACUUCGAGGCCUCGACAGCCGAGGAGCGGGAGCUGUGGGUGCAGAGCGUGCAGGCCCAGAUCCUCGCCAGCCUGCAGGGCUGCCGCAGUGCCAAGGACAAGACUCGACUGGGGAACCAGAACACAGCUCUGGCUGUGCAGGCCGUCCGCACUGUUCGUGGUAACAGCUUCUGUAUUGACUGCGACGCCCCCAAUCCAGACUGGGCCAGUCUGAACCUGGGCGCCCUGAUGUGCAUCGAGUGUUCAGGGACCCAUCGACAUCUUGGGGCUCACUUGUCUCGGGUCCGUUCCCUUGACCUUGAUGACUGGCCACCUGAGCUGCUGGCUGUCAUGACUGCCAUGGGCAAUGCCCUGGCCAAUAGCGUCUGGGAGGGGGCUCUGGAUGGCUAUGCAAAGCCAGGGCCUGACGCCUGCAGAGAGGAGAAGGAGCGCUGGAUACGGGCCAAGUACGAACAGAAGCUCUUCCUGGCCCCACUGCCGAGCUCGGACGUGCCACUGGGGCAGCAGCUGCUCCGGGCCGUGGUGGAGGACGACCUGCGGUUGCUGGUGAUGCUUCUGGCACACGGGUCCAAGGAGGAGGUGAACGAGACCUAUGGGGAUGGGGACGGGCGGACGGCUCUGCAUCUCUCCAGUGCCAUGGCCAAUGUUGUCUUUACACAGCUGCUCAUCUGGUAUGGAGUGGACGUGAGGAGUCGGGAUGCCCGGGGCCUGACUCCACUGGCCUAUGCUCGCCGGGCUGGGAGCCAGGAGUGUGCAGACAUUUUGAUCCAGCAUGGCUGCCCCGGGGACGGCUGUGGCUUAACACCUACCCCCAACAGAGAGCCUGCCAACGGCACCAACACCUCUGCUGAGUUGCACCGAAGCCCUAGCCUCCUUUAA
Pipistrellus nathusii (Nathusius's pipistrelle) is the source of this 2652-nucleotide messenger RNA. Lineage: Eukaryota; Metazoa; Chordata; Mammalia; Chiroptera; Vespertilionidae. The record is from the annotation of a GenBank genome assembly.